Messenger RNA from Cavia porcellus (domestic guinea pig), 922 nucleotides. RefSeq names its product V-set pre-B cell surrogate light chain 1. The transcript has 3 exons. The coding region runs from base 150 to 788 and encodes 212 amino acids. The record is from RefSeq and is a predicted model, not a curated record. Lineage: Eukaryota; Metazoa; Chordata; Mammalia; Rodentia; Caviidae.
GGGGCGGGGACCCAAGCCCAUCCAGAUUGAGGAUGAGCCAUGUUUCCAGAUCUGUAUGCACUGGCUACGGCCAGCAGGAGGGCUAGGGCCACGUCCUCCAGGAAACCCACAACGCAAGUGGGGCCAGAGGUGCCUUUGACUGAGGACAAAUGAAGCCAGGGACAGGCCAGGUGGGCUGUAAGGUCCUUGGUGAGCCAGGCCUUCUUCCCAAGAGGUACAAGGGUCUUCUGCUGCUGCUACUGGUACUAGGCCUGGCCAGGGGCACUCAGGAGCCACUGGCUCUGACAGCAGCACCACGGAGCAGGACCCCAGGCCCAGGGGCCUCCAGCCUGUGGAACAUAUGGGGAAGGUUCCCUCUCCAGCCCCACCCCCAGGAGGCAGGCCCCAGGUGCUGGCCCCAUGGCUUUUGGUCCGAGUCUCAGUCACCAAUGUUUGUCUUUGGCAGUGGAACCCAGCUCACUGUCCUAGGUCAACCCAAGGCUUCCCCAUCAGUCACACUGUUUCCACCCUCCUCUGAAGAGCUCAAGGCCAACAAGGCCACUCUGGUGUGUCUGAUAAAUGAUUUCUAUCCAGCCACCAUAGUGGUGGCCUGGAAAGCAAAUGGCACCCUCAUUACCCAGGGUGUGGAGACCACCCAGCUCUCCAAACAGAGCAACAACAAAUACAGGGCCAGCAGCUACCUAAUCCUGAUGCCCAACCAGUGGAGAUCUCACAAGAGAUACAGCUGUCAGGUCACACAUGAAGGGAGCACUGUGGAGAAGAGUGUGUCUGCUGCAGAGUGUUCUUAGGUCCCCAGUGCUCACCCCACCCUCCAGAGGCUGGAGCAGAAAGAACUGGGGAGGAGUUUCCCCCUCCCACUUCAGCCAUUCUCCCGGUAACCAACAGUACUCAAUAAAAUAUCCAUUUUAUGGAUAAAUCGUGU